This is a messenger RNA of Leucoraja erinaceus (little skate), 2007 nucleotides long. Its product is annotated as septin-7. Lineage: Eukaryota; Metazoa; Chordata; Chondrichthyes; Rajiformes; Rajidae. Gene Ontology annotation, cellular component: microtubule cytoskeleton; septin ring; septin complex. Gene Ontology annotation, biological process: cytoskeleton-dependent cytokinesis; cilium assembly. The record is from RefSeq and is a predicted model, not a curated record. Bases 25 to 1308 code for a protein of 427 amino acids. Gene Ontology annotation, molecular function: GTP binding; GTPase activity; molecular adaptor activity. The transcript has 13 exons.
CUGCAAAAACUAAUUAGUAUUAUUAUGUUACAGCAACAAAAGAAUCUUGAAGGAUAUGUGGGGUUUGCCAACCUUCCCAAUCAAGUGUACAGAAAGUCUGUGAAGAGAGGAUUUGAAUUCACAUUGAUGGUUGUGGGUGAAUCAGGAUUAGGGAAGUCAACGCUCAUCAACUCUUUGUUUCUGACAGACCUGUAUUCAUCAGAGUAUCCAGGUCCUUCACAUAGGAUUAAAAAAACAGUUAUGGUUGAACAGUCAAAAGUAUUCAUUAAAGAAGGCGGUGUUCAACUACUACUCACAAUAGUCGAUACUCCUGGAUUUGGAGAUGCUGUGGACAACAGUAACUGUUGGCAGCCUGUCAUCGAUCACAUAGACAGCAAAUUUGAAGAUUACCUGAAUUCUGAAUCCCGUGUGAACCGACGCCAAAUGCCAGACAGCAGAGUCCAUUGUUGUUUAUACUUUAUUGCUCCUUCAGGCCACGGACUAAAGCCUUUGGAUAUUGAAUUCAUGAAGCGCCUACAUGAGAAAGUUAACAUAAUUCCACUCAUUGCCAAAGCCGAUACCCUCACUCCAGAAGAAUGCCAACAGUUCAAGAGACAGGUGAUGAAAGAAAUCCAAGAACACAAAAUAAAGAUCUAUGAAUUCCCGGAAACAGAUGAUGAAGAAGAAAAUAAGUUGGUAAAGAAGAUAAAGGAUCGUUUACCUCUUGCUGUUGUGGGCAGUAAUACUACCAUAGAGGUAAAUGGAAAACGUGUCCGGGGUCGACAGUAUCCCUGGGGAGUAGCAGAGGUUGAAAAUAGUGAGCACUGCGACUUCACAAUUCUACGAAACAUGCUGAUCAGAACUCACAUGCAGGACCUGAAGGACGUAACCAACAAUGUUCAUUACGAGAACUACAGGAGCAGGAAGUUGGCUGCAGUUACAUACAAUGGUGUCGAUAACAAUAAAAACAAAGGACAGUUAACCAAAUUUGACACAGUUGAAGGCAUAAGUCCUUUAGCCCAGAUGGAGGAAGAACGGAGAGAACAUGUGGCAAAGAUGAAGAAGAUGGAGAUGGAAAUGGAACAAGUCUUCGAAAUGAAAGUCAAGGAGAAGAUUCAGAAACUGAAAGAUUCCGAGGCAGAGCUCCAGCGACGCCAUGAACAAAUGAAGAAGAAUUUAGAAGCACAGCACAAAGAGCUAGAGGAGAAGCGUCGCCAGUUCGAAGAUGAGAAGCAGCACUGGGAGGCUCAGCAGCGCAUCUUGGAGCAGCAGAAGUUGGACUCCACCAGGACUUUGGAAAAGAACAAGAAGAAAGGGAAGAUAUUUUAACCAUUUGAAUGCCACGAAUUAUGUACUUGCCAAUUUGCCACCCCUGGACAUAAUUUUUUUUUGAAAGGAUUCAACUUUGCACCUAUUAUCUCUAUAAUGUUAAUGUAUUAGCAUGUGAAAUGGCCAACUUAAUACUAUGUACAUUAAUUUCUAUUUGUAGUCUCUGAUAUAGGAAGUUAGACAAGUCUCACGUUAUCUGGGGUGUAUUGUAUGUAGAGACACAACAUCUGAAUUUUUUUUUAAACUGAUGCCUCCCUUUUUAUGCAGAUAAAUGUAUUUCCUUUUAUGCAAUCAUGUUCUGGUGGUUUGUUUACAGAAUAUUAUCUGUUCUUCCACAGAUGUGAGAACUUUGAAAAAUGCCUAGAGAAACAGUGCUAUAAUUUGUUGUAAUUUCACUCCGAUGUAGAAAUAACACAACUUUAUGGGGAUUGAGUGGAGAUAGUCCAACUUGUUCUGGUGUGGUCCAGCACUUGUUUCUCUUCCACCUUUCACUGUUCUGUCCCCAAAACAUCCAGAAAUAUUUAAACUAACAGGCUCAGCCACUUAUGUAUUGUGUUGUCUUAGAUUUUCGCUGUUUUCAUUCAAUAAUUAAUGUUCUCUCGUAAAACAUUAACUUUUGUAAUUGCUUCAUUUAUUGUAACAAUUAAUUUAGAUAUUUCAUUUAUUGCCCAGCAACAUGCUGACAUUUUUUUUUAAAAA